UUUCGUGGGUGAAUACCCACUUCGUCGAAUGCAGGCACCAUAUUGAAAGCUUCGCUAAAGUCAAGAUAUAUCAUGUCCAUUGCUUUUCCCAUGUCCACAGAGCCAGUUAUCUCAUCAUAGAUAUAAUCAUAUCGUUAAUCCUUGUUCCGUAUUUCUUGCUGCCAUUGCUCCCAAAAGGAAACAGUGCCAUGAAUUGGUUCCUUGGCGUGUCUUACAUUGUUGAUAUCUGUGCUAUUGACCUGCAUGCCCUGGUUGGUGUCUUCUAAACGGUCCCUCAUUCUGACUUCUACGUAUAUGCUAAAUAGUUGGAAUUAUACAAUGCAACCAUGGCAUUUACCUCUGUAAUGCUGUAAUACGCAGUUCACACUUCGUUCGGAUUGCUGCUUUCUGUCCCCAGGACGAGCUUGUUAUUAAUUACAGAUCUUGGAAGUCAAUCCUACAUUCUUCAAGAAUAUGUAUCAUCUUGUUGUGUUGGAGCUUAUGAAAUCCCUUCCCAUACUCUACAAAGUACUUCUUUCCCACGCUAGCAUAAGAUCCUCUGGGCAAAAAUUGCCUCUCUCAUAGCCACUCCUAGGUGAAACCCUGCUGGCUUCUGCUAAUUCUUGUCUCAAGAUGUGUCCAUGUGCCAACAACUUUCCACAGAUCUGUGAGUGAGUGGCUUCUUGGGUUUAUAGUUGUAUGUUCUUCAAAGUCUCUAGCAUUAUCAAACUUCAGCAGAGGAAUACCUCUUGGAGCCCUCCAGAAGUUCUCCUGGUGUGCAUAUCUGAUUGAGAAGUUCUGGCAGCACCUAACUGAGCCCAUCUAUAAAAAGAGAGAGACAGAGAAAGAACAGAGCGAGAGACGGGUGCAGCUUUUCCACUCUGCAGAACUAACCACCGACUUCAGCCAGACACACUUUACUGCAGGGAGCUUUUGGUGGGUGCUGUGAAUAUACCAGCCACAGAGCAGGUCAGAGGUGCCGUUACUCCAGAACUGUGGCAAAUGGCUCUGUAAUUCCACCCACUCUGUCAACCGGCUCGUGCACGCGCCAUCCCUCCUCUGGCUGAAAUAAAAUCAAUCUUGUGAUAAAUCCCCUGGCAGGAGAUUUGGCUGCAUCACAGACCCCAGUGCCGACCUACUGUUUCUCCAUCACCAUGGAGGCUUCUCUUGUCAUCUGCAUCCUUGCUGCUCUCCUGGCUACGGGAGCCUCUCUGCAGUGUGAGGUUUGCGAAGGCCAAGGAACCAGCUGCAUGGGCAGCAUGCGGCCCUGCCCAGCUGGGGAGGACUCUUGUGCCAUCGCUGUGACAGUAACCACAAUGGCGGGAGUGAACACCCAGAGCAUUCACAAGGGCUGUGUGAUGUCCAGCCAGUGUAGAGCUGGCCUCAUCUCGAUGAAUUUUGGGUAUGGAAUGACAACAAGGACAAGUGUCGCCUGCUGCCUGGGAGACACCUGCAGAACAACCACAGUUGCAGUGCCCCCGGCUGACACCAAACCCAACGGCCGGCGCUGCCGCGGCUGCUACGCGUUGAACGCUGAUCACUGCAAUGAGCAAACCAUAAAUUGUACUGGAUCCGAGACCCGAUGUCUCGACGCUACUGGGACCAUAACAUCUGGUCGAAACCAAAUGCAGAUGGUCAUGAAGGGCUGCGUCUCCCAGUCCAUCUGCGACCAGCUACAAGUGGGUUUGGGAAGCGUUGCAGGUGUCAAUGAAAGUCUAACCACGGCCAAAUGCACAGUGGAAUCUGGUGCGGCGGACGGGGCUCCAGGACCAGCCAGGCUUCUCCCGGCCCUCACUGGGCUUCUCCUGCUGAAGCUUCUCUCCUGAUUCCGACCCGGUGCAAGAGCGACAUCACACUGAAAUACACCCUGCAGCUUGCGUUAGCCCCUUUCUCCCGCAGCGCUUCCCGGCUCCUGCGUGGACUCACAUCUCCCUUUAUAUUGCACUGAAUAAAACACACGGGAGAGCAAAGUC
Gopherus evgoodei (Goodes thornscrub tortoise) is the source of this 1952-nucleotide messenger RNA. Its product is annotated as phospholipase A2 inhibitor subunit gamma B-like. The transcript is spliced from 7 exons. The record is from RefSeq and is a predicted model, not a curated record. Gene Ontology annotation, molecular function: phospholipase inhibitor activity. The coding region runs from base 1134 to 1805 and encodes 223 amino acids. NCBI's taxonomy places the organism in Eukaryota, Metazoa, Chordata, Testudines, Testudinidae. Gene Ontology annotation, cellular component: extracellular region.